Messenger RNA from Ostrinia nubilalis (European corn borer), 3182 nucleotides. RefSeq names its product pyrokinin-1 receptor-like (gene Dhr-1). Gene Ontology annotation, biological process: neuropeptide signaling pathway. The transcript is spliced from 5 exons. Bases 247 to 1686 code for a protein of 479 amino acids. Gene Ontology annotation, molecular function: neuromedin U receptor activity. The record is from RefSeq and is a predicted model, not a curated record. NCBI's taxonomy places the organism in Eukaryota, Metazoa, Arthropoda, Insecta, Lepidoptera, Crambidae. Gene Ontology annotation, cellular component: plasma membrane.
CCGCCGCCUGCCGCGUACCGGGCCGCGAGUGCGCCGCGCGAACUCCGAACUACUCAAUACAUCGCGAAAAACUAAAAGUGCAUAGUGCUGUUUGUGUUACAUGUGACACAGUGCUGUUAACACUUUUACAUUGGAUUUUGUAACCGAGGUGCAGUAAGGAAAACCACCCGGAAAGAAAUGAAAACAAGAAAAACAUACCCUAUUAAACACCAACUGAUGUUUAAAAUAUAACUGAUCUCAAAAACUAUGAACAUGAGCAGUCUAAAUGAAGCAACCAACCUCACCCUCAACAGGAGUGACAUAGUCGACCCUAUAGCCAUCUUCGGGCCGCAAAGAGACUCACUGUACAUAGUGAUCCCCAUCACAAUAAUUUAUUCAAUAAUUUUCAUAACUGGUCUAUUCGGAAACGUGUUUACUUGCAUAGUCAUAGUGCGCAAUAAGAGCAUGCACACUGCAACAAACUACUACUUAUUCAGCUUAGCAAUCUCAGAUUUACUUCUGCUUGUGAGCGGAAUGCCUCAAGAGAUGUAUUCAAUAUGGUCAAAGUGGCCUUACGUGUUUGGGCCAGCGUUCUGUGUGAUGCGAGGCCUGGCUGCGGAGACGUCCACCAACGCAAGUGUUCUGACCAUCACUCUGUUCACUAUAGAGAGGUAUCUAGCUAUAUGCCAUCCGUUUGUUUCGCAUCAGAUGUCGAAACUCUCUCGAGCAACGAAGCACGUGCUGAUGCUAUGGGUAGCGGCGUUAGGACUAGCAUUACCUCAAGCUCUGCAGUUCGGUAUCAAAAACUACCGAGGUGUAACCAUGUGCCUACAAACACGGGUGAUCGUGGAGCACUCGUUCGAAAUAUCUACAUUCUUCUUCUUCUUCGCGCCGAUGGUUCUGAUCACAGUCCUGUACUCGCUGAUUGGUCUGAAACUGAAGAAGACGAGUAUGAGCAAGGAGGUCCGAGAUCCAAAGCUCUUUGAACGGAGUUUGAGCUGCGCGCACAAAGCGCACAGAAAACCCGGUCAAUCUACUAGACGAGUAGUGAAGAUGUUAGUGGCAGUAGUGGUGGCCUUCUUCGUAUGCUGGGCGCCGUUCCAUGCUCAACGGCUCGUGGCGAUCUACGGCACCACGCCCGACCACAUGGCGCGGUCACCCAUCCUGCUGAAGGUCUAUUACUUCCUGACCUACUCGUCAGGCGUGUUCUACUACAUGUCCACGUGCAUCAACCCUAUAUUCUACCACAUUAUGUCCAAUAAGUUCAGAGAGGCGUUCAAAAACACGUUCAGGCAGUGGUGCUGCCAGUCCGGCAAGCAGCUGGAGAUCAAGCGCUGCUCCUACACGGCCGUGGGCAUCGUGAAGAACGCCACCUCCUCGGACACAGGUAGCUCAGGGAAGUCUUUAAGAAACGAUCUCGCCCAACUACAAAGCUUGACCAAAGAAAACGGCGUGGAGACUAGCCAGUUAAUCUGCCCCGCUUGCAAGAAAGUCGUCUCGGGCAGCGGCCGCAGCAAUCAGCUCGCCGUCAACAAAACAAACAGGAACAACAGGAAAAACAGUAUUCAACAAACACAAAAAACUUCCCUCAUCAACGAAACACCAUUCGUUAGUAUCAAAACUAGAGAGAUACCACAAAUAAUGAUCUCUACCAGAAAUGGCAAAUUAGAACGUGAACAUUCUCUAAGCGGAGCAGAUGUGACUUAAAAAUUCAUUGUCUCAAAUAAAAUAGACUGAAGUCGUAUAGAACAUUGAAGUAAUAAAGUCUUUGUAAAUGUCGAGGUAACAAGAUACGUAUAGAUUUUAUUUAGUGAGAUUGUUUUAUUGAAUCAAGACACCGCUUUUAGCAGUAGGUAAAAAUAUGUGUUCCUCGUGUGUGGUGUUUUUAAGAAUUGUGAUGUACUUAAUAAGUUUAUAAUAAGUGGUGACCGUAAAAAAAAGAGAAAAUAUUGUUUCCCUUGUGCUAGGUUAAAUCAAAUACUAAGAAUAACUAGAACAUUAAAUGGAUGCGUUUUAAAAGAUGGAUUAAAAAACAAUGAUGUUUAAAAGACUGGUAAUAAAUGGAAAAAGGUAUCUCGUGUUGACUAGGGGAUGAGUGCUCGCCUAGUAGGUAUCGUUGUAAUUUUUUUAUUAUUAGACUUGUUAGUUUUGUUUUUAAUCGAUCCCAUUUGACAAUAUUUUAGUGACACGUGUAGGUAUCAUCCAAAUACUUACGCCAUAAUGUAGAGCUGAUAAGAAUUUUUAUUUUAUUUUAUUUUUCUUUAUUCAGUUUAUUUUUUCAGAAUGUAAAGUUGAUAAUAGGUACGUUAGUCUUUAUUUUUUAAGCAAAACAGACAAUGUUUGUUUCUUUCCUGCAUAAUAAGUAUUCCCGUAGUACCUAGUACCGAACUCUAUUAUCUUGCUAUGUAUAUUUCUUGUGUCUUGUACUACAAUAAUACUUACUUUUCAAAGUAUGUUAAACGCGGUGGCGGGAAACAUGUUUUCUCAUAUAACGGCAGAAAUAAUAACACAUUGAAAAUAUGUAAUAUUUUCAUUCAUUUUACUACGACCAUGACGUCUCAUUCAGAAAUCUAAAGCAUUUUUGUAAAUAAUUUCACAUUAUUAGGAAUUAACGUUUUAUUUGUUACCAGUCGUCUGAAACAAAGGGAGAAGGGUAUAUUUUGUAAGAGUUUUGUAAAUAAAAGUUAAGCAGUUAUUGUUAUUAGGUACUGAAUAAUGUAAAAGUAUUUCCUAACUAUUGUUUUUACAUAUUUUUAUAAAUAACUUAAGUUCUCUUCCGCUGUGUCUCUAGUGUCACUACGAUGUCACCUGUGUACUUACCAUGAGUUUACGUUAGGUGUGCUCGCUAGCUACUCGUAUGUACGUCAAAAAAUUAUAUGAAGAUUUUAUUUCUUGAAAGUAGCCGCUACACAAUAUCUCAUACAUCAUAAUGUUAUUUUUUUACGCAGUCGCUAGUGAGCACAUCUAACGUAAACCCAUGGUAAGCACUAAGCACACUGAUCUUGAGCAAAUUUAUUUAUUUACUAGCGGCCGCCCGCGACUUCGUACGCGCGGAUCCCGUUUUACCCCCUUCAUCUAUCUUACGCGGUUUAGAUUUUUUCAUACAAAUGUUUUUUCCCGCUAACUCCCGUUCCCGUGGGAAUUUUGCAAUAUCCUGUUGUAACUAAGCUUUAAGUUUACUAAUAUAUCUGCAUGUCAAAUUU